AAUGUCUAAUAAUACACAAGGAAAGAAAACCGUCUAUAUUGGUGAUUCUAGAUUAUUGUCCAGAGUUAAACAGAUCGUCCUUGAAAAAUUUAACAAUAAAAGAAUAGAUAUAUGUGACUUAAGUGAAAUACUAGUAAAACGAUUUGCUGAGUACAAUCGAAGGAAAAGAAAACCGUUUGAAAAAUCUGUUGAAAAAGCCGUAUCCGAGCUAAUACGUUUGAAAGCCAUACCAGAACAACCAGAAGAAAGCGAUUCAUUUUCAGACGACAACGAAUCAUAUGUUGAAUAUAAAGAUACCAACUCAGUAAAUAACCUCAUGACUAAUUUAUACAAAAGCUCUCCUAAACCAAAACCAAUAGAUAAGUUCACGGAAGCAACCGAAAAAGCACCAAAAGAAACUCUAUCGGAUAAUAUUGAAAAAAUGGAAGAUGAAAGACCUGUCAAGAAAAAGCGUAAAAUAGAAUUUAAAAAAAAACAAACCGUAGAAAUAACUAAAUCUACAACAACAUUCGACGAUGUUGGUGGAUGCGAAGAGAUACUUUUGGAAAUUUGUAAAUUAAUUACUCAUAUAAGACAUCCUGAAAUUUAUAGACAGAUCGGUGUAACAGCUCCAAGAGGUAUACUUCUUCAUGGACCUCCUGGGUGUGGAAAAACUUUAGUUGCUAACGCUAUUGCAGGAGAAUUAAAUGUAAAUUAUAUUAAACUGGCAGCAACAGAAAUUGUCUCAGGUGUUUCAGGAGGAAGCGAAGAACGAUUGAGAGAAGUUUUUGAUCAAGCUGUUGAAAGUUCUCCAUCGGUUUUAUUUUUGGACGAAAUAGAUGCUGUAAUGGGGAAGAGGGAAAAUGCUUCCAAAGAAAUGGAAAGAAGAAUUGUUUCUCAGCUUCUUACAUCCUUAGAUGAUCUCAGCGAAAAAGAUGCCAAUGUUCUUGUGAUAGGAGCUACUUCAAAGCCAGAUAAUUUAGAGCCAGCCUUAAGGAGAGCUGGAAGAUUUGAUCAUGAAGUAUGUCUAGGAAUGCCCGACUGUCCUGCUAGAGGAAAAAUUUUACAUAUUCUUACAAAAAAUAUGGCUUUGCGAGACGAUGUUGAUAUUGAUAAGAUUGCAAUUUUGACUCCUGGUUUCGUUGGUGCUGAUUUGCAGUCUGUUAGUAGAGAAGCAGCAUUAAGUGCAGUACAUAGGGAAUUAGACACUCCGGAGGAUCUGUCUUUAGCUAGAAUGUGGCUUCAGAAUCCUCAGACUUUGUCAGAUGAGCGUUUAUCAAAUUUAAAAAUUACAAUGGAAGAUUUUGUUAAAGCUACAAAAAUGGUUCAGCCAUCUUCAAAACGAGAAGGAUUCGCUACAGUUCCAGGAGUUAGUUGGUCUGAUGUUGGAGCAUUACAUGAUAUACGAGAAGAGCUACAUCUUGCUAUUGUUGCACCUGUUUUUCACGCUGAAGCAUGGAAUAAGUUGGGUUUGAGACGAGCAGCCGGAGUACUUUUGAGUGGUCCGCCUGGUUGUGGAAAAACUUUACUUGCAAAGGCUGUGGCUAACGAAGCGGGCUUGAAUUUUCUUUCAGUUAAAGGUCCGGAAUUACUGAAUAUGUAUGUUGGAGAGUCUGAAAGAGCUGUAAGGCAAGUGUUUCAAAGAGCAAGAAAUUCAGCUCCGUGUGUUAUUUUCUUUGACGAAGUUGAUGCCCUUUGCGGUAAAAGAGGACGAGAAAGUUCAGAAUCAUCUGCUCGAGUAGUUAAUCAGCUGCUAACAGAAUUAGAUGGCGUGGACGAUGGUCGGAGUAAAGGAGUAUAUGUUCUAGCUGCUACUAAUCGUCCUGAUAUUUUAGACCCUGCAUUACUCAGACCAGGAAGAUUAGAUAAAUUACUUUACGUUGGAUUGCCUGCUGAAAAUGAUCGAUUAGAUAUUUUAAAAGCCAUAGUCAGAGAAAAGCCACCAUUAGCCGAUGAUGUUCACUUAGAAGAGUUGGCCAAAAAGAUGGAGUAUUAUUCUGGAGCCGACAUUGCAGCAGUUGUACGUGAAGCUUCCGUUAUUUCCCUAAGGGAAUGGCUAUCUGGAGGAAAAAAAGAUUACACAGUUAUAGUUCAUUUGAGACAUCUUGAACAGGCACUUACUAAGGUGAAACCAUCAGUAUCAGUACAGGAAAAUGUUAAUUACUUUAAAUAA
Molecule: messenger RNA, 2152 nt
Organism: Dimorphilus gyrociliatus
Lineage: Eukaryota; Metazoa; Annelida; Polychaeta; Dinophilidae
Source: the annotation of a GenBank genome assembly